This is a messenger RNA of Didymodactylos carnosus, 282 nucleotides long. NCBI's taxonomy places the organism in Eukaryota, Metazoa, Rotifera, Eurotatoria, Philodinida, Philodinidae. The record is from the annotation of a GenBank genome assembly.
AUGAUUAUGUCAUCAGUAAUAUGUUGUGGUCUCGUGCCAAUGUUUAUUCGACUUUGGUUAGCACGAAAACGUUACUAUCGUUACCGUGUAGAACGAAAUCUAAUUGAACAAUGCAUGCCAUUUGCAUUUCAUACGCAGAAAUCAAUAUAUAGUGAUAUUACAUUUGAACUAUAUUCACCUAUCUCCUUUGAACAAACAACACCGUCUGACGAAUUACAUUCAAUGAUUUAUAAUGAAAUACCAUUUAUUGAUUCAAAAAAUGAUGGUGAUGAUAUGAUCUAA